AUGACUCCUUAUGAGAAGUUGUACAACAGAAAACCAUCAGUUUCUCAUUUCAAAGUGCUAGGCUGCUUGUGUUAUGCAAAAGACUUAACUAUAUCUGAUAAGUUACAGUCAAGAGCAAAACUUUGUGUUAUGAUGGGGUACUCAGAAGUGCAAAAGGGGUAUAUAUUGUAUAACAUGAAGAACAAGGUAUUCUGUGUGAAUAGAGAUAUGAGUUUUAGAGAAAUUGAGUUUCCUUUCAAAUGGAACACAUCAGAAACACCUCUUUUCCUUCGUGACAUGACUCAUCACUUAACUGAAGAACCUACGGAACUAGUCCAUUGUACCAUACAAGCACCUACUAGAAUGUCAGGAAGAUCAAGACAACCUCCAAUAUGGAUGAAGGAUUUCAUUACAUCAAAUCUAGCUGCAAACUACUCCAUAGCCAACUAUAUCUCAUACGACUCUAUUGCUCCUAAAUAUCAAGCAUUUCUUACUGCUUUUUCAAAAGUUACAGAACCUAAAACCUAUGUCGAAGCCUCUAAAGAUCCUAGAUGGGUUGAAGCAAUGAAAGUAGAAAUCUCUGCACUUUAA
Molecule: messenger RNA, 570 nt
Organism: Lycium ferocissimum
Lineage: Eukaryota; Viridiplantae; Streptophyta; Magnoliopsida; Solanales; Solanaceae
Exons: 2
Coding region: 1-570 (189 amino acids)
Source: RefSeq, a predicted model, not a curated record